Molecule: messenger RNA, 633 nt
Organism: Priapulus caudatus
Lineage: Eukaryota; Metazoa; Priapulida; Priapulimorpha; Priapulimorphida; Priapulidae
Exons: 3
Coding region: 61-633 (190 amino acids)
Molecular function (GO): retinol transmembrane transporter activity; signaling receptor activity
Source: RefSeq, a predicted model, not a curated record
UUCAACGGGUUAUCAGUGCUGCAUAGUAGAUUUCAUCCAGGUCCGUGGCCUUUGGUCUAUAUGCUAAUGAGUAGCCACAUGGCAUACCUAGGCCUCAUCCACGUCGAGUACUGCCUCAGCCAUCCAGUAGUCCUGGUGUUCUGCCAGAAUCUGCUAACGUACGUGAGAAGCAGCGCCGACGACGAGCCAUCGAUCAACGGCCGGCAGAGCGAAGCCAUGGAGGGGCGUAAGCGGGCGAUGAAGCGCUGGCAGGUCGCCUACACGCUCGUGCGCAACCCGCAGCUGCAGGACCGCGAACAGCGCAUCGUCAGCGGCCUCACGCGCCACGUCGACACCUGGCGGCAUUACGCGCAGGGCAUGCCCGCGCUCGCCCCGCUGCCGGCUGCGUCCGCCGCCGCCGCCGCCGCCGAGCCAUCCACUCCCGACGCCGUCACCGUCGACGCACCUUCCUCUUUCCCGAUUCGCAACGGUCCGCACGAGGGCGCCACCGCUGGCGACGCUGCGCCGACGAACGUCGCCAAUGUGAUGCUGAUCGACCCGGACUCGAGCGCCAUCGGAGAGGGGGAGGAGUUCCACGAGCUAGAUCUGGAGCUGGGCGGCGUUAAGCUGCAAUUAGGCGCCUCUGCCUGCUAG